Molecule: messenger RNA, 1363 nt
Organism: Punica granatum (pomegranate)
Lineage: Eukaryota; Viridiplantae; Streptophyta; Magnoliopsida; Myrtales; Lythraceae
Source: RefSeq, a predicted model, not a curated record
UUUUAAAGAAAACACUCUUUUACCUACUUGGUGCUGCAUAUGAUAUAUAUAUACAGACACACAUAUAUACCUAAACCCUAUAAAUACCUCAGAGAGAAUUCUUGUUCGACUAUAACAAAUUUCAAUCCCUUCUUCCAUCUCUCUCUCUCUCUCUCUCUCUCUCUCUCUCUGCUUUGCAAGUUAUCCUGUUCCACACAUAAUAAGGAACUUAUUGAAGCAAAAUACAGAAACAUGAUGUAUAAUGAUUAUGGUACUACUACUUUAGAUGAGUACCCAUUGUCGACAUGGAGGACGUUCAAUAGCUCCACGGCCACGGCCAGCGCCAGCGCCACCGCCACCGCCCCCCUCUUCCUUAAUUGCUUCAGCCAUUACUGGGGCGACCUAUCUUUACAGUUUGACGACUCCGAGGACAUGCUCAUCUUCAACUCCCUCCACGAAGCCCUCCUCUCCGGCUGGUCCCCCUCCCCCGCCCCUGUUGAUUGUCCAUCACCGCCUCCCCCUGUUGUUCAUGAUCACCCACAAGCGGCAGUGGCACAGCCCCCAGCUUCCUACAGCUGCUGCAGUACUUUCGAUGACCAAAACUUUGUCGCUUUCAGCCAGGACAUAAUUAACCAAUGCCCGUACUUCCAACCGGUCGAUUAUUACGGCGGAACUGCUGCUGUUGCUGUCACUGCCAAGAUUGAGAGGCAUUACCGGGGUGUGAGGAAGAGGCCAUGGGGAAAGUUUGCGGCAGAGAUACGUGACCGUGCAAAGAAUGGGGCCCGGGUCUGGCUGGGGACCUACGAGACUGCCGAGGAGGCGGCUCUAGCUUAUGAUCGGGCAGCUUUCAGAAUGCGUGGCUCCCGAGCACUGCUCAACUUUCCCCACCGCAUCGGCUCCAAUGAGCCAGAACCUGUCAGGGUGACGGCUAAGAGGAAACAGACUGGCCCGGCUUGUGGCGGCCUCGCCCGUACUCGUAGUAAGAGGAAGCCGACCGUCUCCAUCGGCGGCGGCUAAUGAAAUUGGAACGAGAGAAGGCUGCGUCCAGAAUGGCACGAUCCGGGGUGGGCCUGCCAAUGGGCCUUUCUAUUAAUAACAUAAUAAUAUAAUAAAUCUCCCUUUCAACCGAAAAAAAAAAAGAAAAAGAUCUCCCUGGUGGGAUUGCAUAUUUCGCAUAACAUAUAGACAUAGUAUAGAAAGUUUGACCGAGAAGUUGGAAUUUCUUGCAUAUUAAUUUCGAUUUGAUUUUUAUUUGGGUGGAAGAUUAGAUUGGUUAUUUCGUAUGGUCGUCUCUGUUUAAUAAUCAAAUCGUCACAAUUAGUGAAAGAAAAUGACGAUUCAUACUACUGUCGAUAAAAUUCAAGAAAACAAAAUAUUAAUUUUA